UGCCAGCCGGCGAAGAGUCCACAACGCACGAGUGUCCAAUAGUAAAGAAGAUGCCCUCCCUCUGGCUGUUUAUCUCGAUGGUGGCUUUGGUUAGCUGUCAGGACUACCAUUACCAGCGACCACACACUCCCUUCUUUGCGGAAACCGCACGGCCGCAGCCCCAGACCACCAGGUUUGUGGUGCAGACCUUGGGUCGCACUUACGGUUUGGAAACGCAGAGGGCUCCGGCUGUCUAUGAGGAUCAUCAGACGCAGAUUGUCCAGGUUUUGGAGCAGCGACAGGUGCCGCAGUAUCAACAGCAGCAGCAGUAUGCCUAUCAGCCGCAGCAACAGCUGCACACCUCCAUCUACCAGAAUCCCCUGCUGGCCAGAACUAACUACCAGGCUCCAGUUCCCGCUGCUCCUGCCCCGCCUCCAAACUACUAUGUGCCGCCCCAGCAACCUCAGCAAUCGCAACUUCAGCCCCAGCAAACUCAGGCCCCCAAUUACUACCCUCAACAGCAGCCGGCUGCCCAACCUCCAGCUACUUAUUUGCCACCUCAGCAGCCUGCCCAGAAACUGUUCUUCGGCAAUCCCUUUCCCUAUUCGUCCGUGACCACCGGCUCGGGAAACCAGGUCCUGGAUGCAGGACAUGGCUCUGGAGUGGCGCCCAACGAGGUGCAACAGCAGCUGAUACAGGCCACGGGAUCGGUGCAACCGGAAACCCGAGUGGGUGACCAGGUGGGUCAGUCGCAGAGCUCCAGCCUGGAUGGCUUCGACUACAAGCAGACCGUGCCGGGCGACACCAGGGAGUACCAGAGGUUCGUGACCAGCUGUCCAGGUGGUGGCCAGUGUCAGCAGAAGGAGCUGAGUCCCGGCGAGGUGGACGACAGCCACAAGAAGGUGCUGCAGACGGCGAGGGCCUCCACCCAGCCACGUGUGGAGGGCUGUUUCAAGAGCCCGGUGAUCUAUGUGCCAGUGGGUGCCGCUGUGAAUGCUCAGGGACAGCUGCGACCAAAGAAUCGACGUGCCAACGAGCGCCAGGAGCAGGUCCUCUCCAGAUAUCCUUACAACUAAAUCCCCUCUCUCUCUAAACACUCUCCGAAUUUCACAUCGAAUUUAUUAGUUGUUAUUAGUUAGUUGUCUGUUCGUUGAUUGUUGUAAAUAAAUCGAUCGAAGUUUAAAUUU
Messenger RNA from Drosophila rhopaloa, 1166 nucleotides. Its product is annotated as altered inheritance of mitochondria protein 3. The record is from RefSeq and is a predicted model, not a curated record. Bases 51 to 1055 code for a protein of 334 amino acids. NCBI's taxonomy places the organism in Eukaryota, Metazoa, Arthropoda, Insecta, Diptera, Drosophilidae. The transcript is spliced from 2 exons.